Episyrphus balteatus (marmalade hoverfly) is the source of this 6768-nucleotide messenger RNA. RefSeq names its product FH1/FH2 domain-containing protein 3 (gene Fhos). Gene Ontology annotation, cellular component: cytoskeleton; cytoplasm. The record is from RefSeq and is a predicted model, not a curated record. The transcript is spliced from 21 exons. The coding region runs from base 1620 to 5984 and encodes 1454 amino acids. Gene Ontology annotation, biological process: actin filament network formation; cortical actin cytoskeleton organization. Lineage: Eukaryota; Metazoa; Arthropoda; Insecta; Diptera; Syrphidae. Gene Ontology annotation, molecular function: actin filament binding.
AAAAAAAAAUAUCUCUUUUAAAAGAAAAUCAAGAGAAUAUAGCUUCUCCAAAGACCCCCAUUCCAAUCCAUCAGAUCCCAUCACCUGCACUUCUGGAUCUAGCUGGCUGGAGCUGGACAGACGACAACGAUUCACUUGGUAAGAGAGAGGUACCUUUCCUACUUGUGUAUUGGUAACAAAAAAUCUCCAACCAAAAAAUGAUUCCUCUCUCAUCGUUGUCGUCGUCGUCAUAGAGGUAUCGGUGUCGUUUGUCAGUGCUGCAUUUUAUAGUACGUCUGCUCUAGCCAGCUUUUGCCAUCAACCACCGGUUUAGUUAUUCGAUUGCUGUCGGUUCGUCCGGAUAGUUGUUUUAUGCUAUUACGCUCUUCGUGUUUUUGGGUUUUUUUUCUUGGUUUGUGGUCAAUAUUUCUGGAAGAGUAUUUUUCGCCUCUUGGUGGCACAACGAUUCGGACGCGAAGGGUUGGCUUAUAUUUUGAAGUCUUCUUUGUACACAAAAGACACAAGACGUGUUUUGCCAAUUUUUAUUUUUUCUAUCUUCUGUUUUUUUUUGUUGGUUUGCAAUUGAAUGCAAAGUGGGCCCCGGUGUGUUUUGGGGAGAGUUUUUUUUUUAAAUAAAUAAAUAAGCGUGCGAAAAAUGGAGUAAAGUGUAGACGAAGAAAAUUUGAUCAAUAAAAUAAGACUCCAAGGUAUGUGGUGGUAAUACCUGGUGUGGUGUGUGGUGGCACCUUUAGGCCACAGAAUUAAGUGACAACCACAAAAAAAAAAAUUUUUUUUUUUGCAUAAAUAUUUUUGUAUUUUUUUUUUCUGACGGAGAUUUUUGUUUUUGAUCAAAUGAAAAGAAUUAAUUUUCGGUUGAAUGAACUUGUGCUAAUUUUUUUUCUUCGAUCUGUUUGUUUUAAGGGUGAUUUUCUAACAAAAAAAAAUAAGAAGCCUUGAGAAUAGGAAAAAUAAGGCUGAAAAUAAUUUUUUUUGCGUAAACAAUUUUGUAAACAGAAAAAAGUUGGUUCUAAAAAUAAGAAAAUUUAUUGCUUUGGAACUUAUUUGUCAGGUAUCUUCUUCUAACCGUGUGUGGAUCGUGUUUUUCGGUAUUUGGAAGAUAUUCAAAAAUUUUUAGCCGAUCUUUAUGAAUUUUUAAUGAUUAAUCGGUUUGAUGAUUGAUGUCAAUCUUGUAUGAAAAAUUACUAAAUAAAGUGGAAAAGGUGAUUAAGUUAAGAAGUUUUGGUUCUGGAAAAUUACAAGAUACAAAAUAAAAAUCUGUGGAAUUAAAAAAAAAAAUAUCGAAAACAGGAUUACCUAACCGACAAUUUUUUUUUUGAUUUUUUUUUCUUCUUACCUACAAUUUCUUUGCGGUAAACUUGAUUGAAAUUAAACUGUUUCUAUGCUUCUUUCUAAUAAAACAAAACAAAAACAAAGAAAAACAUUAUAAAACGCAACAAUUUCAAUAAAAAGUGAAAAUAAAAAUCUCAUUAUAAUUUCGUGUGAAGAUCAUCUCUCCGUCAUUUCUGUAACUACUGACAAAUAAACAAAAAAAUAAAAUAAAAAUAAAUAAAAAAACACUCAAACCAACAAACUUUGUAAUCUAAAUGACUUGAUGAAACUGACGAAAGUUCGUUACAAAAAUGAUUGUAAAAAUGGAUCCAGAUGAAUUGAUAACAUUUAGGGUACAGUAUCUAGUCGAUACUGAUCCCUUGAAUUGCACAUCAAUGUAUCCAAUUCCGACGAGGGCUCCAACUUAUGCCUUUGCUACAACAAUGCCAUUGGCAACCCAACUCGGAACGAUACUACGUUUACUUGGAGCACCACAAAGGCUCGAUGAUGCUGCAUUACAAGUAUACAAGGAUGGAGACUAUGGAGCUUAUCUUGAUUUGGAAUCCUCCUUAGCUGAACAAACGGAAGAAAUUGAAGGGCUCAAUACAAACCGUAAAAACUCAUUGGUGGUUCGAACGCAGCUGAGUGUACGAGUUCACGCAAUUAUUGAAAAACUCCUCACAUCCGAAGGAAGUGAACUCCGGCGAGCGUUGUUCUCAUUGAAGCAAGUCUUCCAAGAGGACAAAGAUCUAGUGCAUGCGUUUGUAGCUUUAGGCGGUCUUAACUGUUUGGUUCGUGUUGGCAAUGGAGCUGAUCAAAAUUACCAGAAUUAUAUAUUACGCGCCCUUGGCCAGGUUAUGUUGUACGUUGACGGAAUGAAUGGUGUCAUGAAGCAUGAACCAACAAUGCAAUGGUUGUACUCGUUAAUAGCCUCUAAAUAUAGGUUGGUUGUGAAGACCGCACUGAAAUUAUUGUUGGUCUUCGUCGAAUAUGUUGAGACCAAUUGUUAUCUCCUGGUGAAUGCAAUACAUGCUGUUGAUAGUGCUCAGGGCACUUUACCAUGGUCCAAUAUUAUGAAGCUUCUCAAGGACUAUGAUAAUGCUGAUACCGAAUUAUUGAUCUAUGCAACUUCUUUGAUCAAUAAAACUUUAGCUGGUCUAAAUGAUCAAGAUAGUUUCUAUGAUGAAAGUGAUCUGCUAGAACAACAAGGUAUGGAAGGUGUCAUUCAACGGUAUAUGUCAAGACCUGGAACAGAUUUAGAUCUCUUAGAUCAGCUUCAAUUGUAUGAAGCUGUUCUUAAAUUUGAAGAUGGUGAAGCCGAUGGAAUUCGAUUACCUGAUAAUUCUCUUCGAAAAACUAUGAGAUAUCGUCCGAGUACCGAUACAGCUGAACGAAGAAAAUCACGUCGCCAUAGCACUGGCACUAGUCCAUCUGCAAAUAAAGUCAUACAAUCACCAAAGAGAUUUACAGCACCAACACAUGGAAUAUUGGAUGAAGAUAGUUCAAGUUCCAAUAAUUCAAAUGAAUAUGCUAAUGGUUAUUUGAAAGAUAAUCGUAUUGAACCCAGUAUCACUCCCGGUUUUCGUCGCCGACGUGAACGUGUUGAACGACAAAAGAGUUUCCUUCGAGAACAACAGAAGGCUGCUGCCAAUGGUAUUAUGUCUGUUUUCGAAAAACGUGAUGAAUUGGGACAAAUAGUAACCGCCAUGCCAGUUCAUUUGAAACAAAACAGCGAUAGCCCUCCAGAAUCACUUGUUCUAACAAAUAACAAUAAUGAUGCCAAUAAUUGUAGUAACAAUAAUGCCACUAACAAUAGUCUCAAUGCCAACAACAACACAACAAUCAUCAACAAUAACAACAACAAUAAUACCUACAACACAAUCAACAACAACAACAACAAUGGUUUAGAAUAUUGUAGUCCCACAAAAAUAUUAUCAACAAACGGUUUCGACCGAAAUCGUCAACAACAACAACUUCAACCUCCAUCCCCAGUAAAUCUGUCAAAUGGGAAUAAACAAAAUGGCUCCCCAGAAUUCCUUAGCAAGAAGAAUCUCCUGAUGAAGAGCAAUGCAACUGUGAUUAACGGUAUUAUGAAGAACAUAAAUCGCAACGAAAGCGAAAAUCGAGAAGCGAUCUCAUAUAGUAGUCACAAAAAGUUCGAAAGCGAUGCGAAUCGCUUGAACAAUUACUACAGUCAAAUGAGUACACCAAAGAGUCAGACGGUAUUGGGUCAAAAGAACCACAAUGCCAUCGAGAAUAGUAUGUCGAAGCCGACAAGAACCAAUGUGAUAGCCGGAAAUGAGUCACCUUAUCAUCGUUUGCGAGAGAUGCAUUCACCAUCAUCCCCGGUGAUGAUGGACAUGGGAUUGCCUGUGGUCCCUGAAGCAGUUGUGAUGGUAAAGGAGCCAGUUUUUGUACCGCCACCUCCUCCACCACCGCCACCACCAAGUUUUUGGUAUGCUCCGUUGACGGUUCCGCAACCACCAGUAGCGGGAACAAGUUUGACGGAAAUGAUAGCUGGAAAGGUGACACCGUCGACGGUUUCGAGUAUGGGUGAAGAUGGGGAGGAUCCAGGUGAAGAAUCAGACAAUGAAGAAAAAAGACUCCUGCUGCAAUUGAAAAGAGAUCAUACUGUCAAAGAUUUGACAACAAAACUCAGUAAUAUGCCAAUGAGUCCAACACAAGAGGAUAAAUUACAAAAUCGCAUUGUCGGCGAUAUGACUGGACUGAUAUCAAAAGCCAAAGAAGGACUUGCUAAGAGCAAGAGCAAAGGAGAUAUUUCAAGAUCACCAAGUGUUGAUCAAGAAAUCAAAAAGGCUGAUCCCAAAAAAUCCGAAAAUGAAUUGCAUUGGGAAGAAUUGGUCAAAAGUAUGUCGCGUCCACUUAAUCUAUGCGACAUGGAUUUCACUGAUCUAAAUUCAGAAGAUGAAAAAGAUGUUUUAGCACCUCGAGGUUUGGGUGGUGGUAUACCACCACCGCCACCACCACAAGGUGUACCACCACCAAUGAUGAUUGGACAAAUAGUCUGCCCACCACCAAUGAAUAUGCCACCGCCAUUAACAAAUUUGGUUCCUCCACCUAUGUUUAGUUAUAAUCAAGGCAAUUAUAGUAAUAGUAGUAGUUUAAAUAAUUCAAUAAAUGGCGAUGUAAGUGGUUCGUCGACAGUUAAGAAAAAUAAGAAGACGGUCAAACUUUUCUGGAAAGAAGUAAGAGAAGAUAUGAUUCCCGUUGCAAUUGGUAAAACAAUUUGGGAUGAAUUACCAAAAUCAAAUGUAGAUACACAGAAAUUGGAGCAUCUAUUUGAAUCAAGAGCCAAAGAUUUAAUGACUAAGAAACAACAAGAAAUGAAUAAAAACAAAGAAAUUAUCGUUUUGGAUCAUAAACGAUCAAAUGCGAUAAAUAUUGCAAUGACUAAAUUACCACCACCGAGAGCAAUUAAGGCAGCAAUAUUAAAAAUGGAUGCCACUGUAGUUACACGUGAAGGUAUUGAUAAGCUGUUAAAUAUGUUGCCAACGGAUGAGGAACGAGGAAAGAUCCAAGAAGCUCAAAUGGCCAACCCAGAACUUCCUCUUGGUAGUGCCGAACAAUUCCUAUUAACACUAGCCUCAAUAUCAGAAUUAGCUGCAAGACUCAAAUUAUGGGCUUUCCGUUUAGAUUUUGAGAAUAGUGAAAAAGAAAUAGCUGAACCUCUAAUGGAUCUUAAGCAAGGAAUUGAACUUCUUCGCCAAAAUCGUACCUUCAAAUGUAUUCUAUCGACAUUAUUGUCAGUGGGAAUAUUUUUGAAUGGAGCGCCAGUCAAAGGUUUCCAAAUUGAAUACUUAGCCAAGGUACCUGAAGUAAAAGACACUGUACACAAACACUCACUACUGCACCAUUUGUGUCACAUGGUCAUGGAAACGUGUACAGAAACAACUGAUUUAUAUUCAGAAAUUGGUCCAAUAACUCGUGCCUCGAAGGCAGAUUUUGCCGAUUUGGCACAUAAUCUAAUACAAUUGGAGACUGAAUGCAAAUCAUCGUGGGAUAGACUGAAACUGAUUGCCAAGCAUGAUUGUCCACCACAAUUGAAACAAAAAUUAGUGGACUUUUUGGCCGAUUGUGCUGAAAGAAUUAUCAUCUUGCAAAUUGUUCAUAGAAGGAUUAUUAAUAGGUAUCGAAAGUUCCUUUUAUGGCUGGGAGUGCCACAACACAGUGUUGCAGAAUCAAAACCAAAUGAAUUUUGUCGCAUUGUGUCGGAAUUCGCUUUAGAAUACCGAACGACACGUGAACGUGUUCAGCAACAAAUCGAAAAGAAGGCUAAUCAUCGUGAACGAAAUAAGACUAGAGGCAAAAUGAUUAUUGAUGUUGGCAAAUUCCGCACCAAAGAAGAUCGAGCUGAUGCUGAGUUAAAGGAACUUCUUGGAUCACCCAGUCCAGGCAGUGCGAGUCUUGAUGGAACACUCACUUGGCGUCGCAGACGUGCUGAGAAUCUCCGAUCACCGAUCAUCAAACAAAAUGAUGAUAAUUUCACCGAUGGCGAUGAUGAAAUUCUAGAAUCGCUGGUGAAAACAGCAACAAAAACGUCUGGACCAAGACCGACGCCACGUGAAAGAAAACGUACACGACAUGCCGAUCGAAAAUCAUUGAAGAGAUCACGAACGAGAGAAGGAUUCACCAUCGAAAAGGCACCAUCGCCAUAGAAUGAAAAUUAGCUAUAACACAAAAAUGUGUGCGUCGAACAUUAAAAAAUGGCCUUACUGAAGAAGAAAAACAACAUGUUGCAGCUUUAAUUAAAACAUAUUAGAUGUUCAAAAUAGUAUUCAUCUCAUUUAAGCGCGUAUACAACAAUCAUCACUCAUUUUCUUAUUUAUCAUUUUUAAAAUGCCAUAAAAAUCAACAAAACCAGCGGAACCAAUCGAAUUCAUUUAUCAUUAUUAUCUAUGGAUAUAAAAAAAAACUUAAAUCGAAACGAAAAAAUAAAUAAAAAGAAAAAAACGAUCUCAGAAGUUUCUGUGUUUGUAUAUGUCCAAGUGAGUAUUACAGGACACACUGGACUUUCAUAAAUCCACACACACACAUAUCCAUUUUGCACUCAUCUAUCCGCAUGCCUUACAUAGUAUAUAAAAGUAACUUUAAACUCUGAGAAUCAUAAUUUUAAAACUUAAUAAACAAAAAAAUCUCGAAAAUCAAAAAAAAAAAUGUAAAUCAAGAAAAAAAAACUUACCUUUUCCAGUUAAAUAAUUUCUUAUUUAAAUUAUUUUAAUUUCCUUAUUUUAUUUUUAUCAAAAUGUAAAGUAUUAUUCAUUUAUUACAAACAAAAAAACAACAACAAAAAAAUAUUUGAUAUACAAAAAAAUUAUAAUUAUUAAAUUUUAAGUGUUGGAUGUGGAUUUUUAUGUUGGGACCCAAUUAUUGUUUCUAAUAAUUUUUUUUUAAUUUGUUAUUUUUGUAUAUUUGUGAAUUUAUUUAAUUCUACACAUCACA